AUGACCCCUGGAACAACAACGCCUAAUCCCCAACUCUCCCAACUCUCAACUUUUAUGAAAGCCGAGCCCAAAGCAUUAGGGACUGUCCAGAUCAUGAUUGGAGUUUUCACUCUUUUGUUUGGUAUUAUCAUUGUAUCCAUGGUUGUUUUUACACCGGCAGUUAUCAGUGGAAUCACUCUGUGGGGAUCAUUUCUCUUUAUAACUUCUGGUGCUCUGUCAGUUGCUGCAGCGAACAACACUAAUUCCUGUGUGGUAAAAGCUGCACUGGGAAUGAAUGUGGUCAGUGCUGUGACUGCAGGUCUUGCCCUCAUUCUGUUUGCAGUGGACAUGAUACUUGGGUCAAUGUUCAGUUACGAGUGUCACCGCUCUAACUACGACAGCCGCUACCAGUGUAUUUCUGCCACAUAUCUGUGGACUGGAAUCUAUGGAGUGCUGUUUUUUUUCUCUCUGCUUGAGUUGAUCAUUUCUAUCCGCACAUCUUGUUUUGCCUGUAAAGCCACCAAAUACACUGAGACCACAGUGGAGUGUGGUGGAGAUGGCGCCGUCCGUCGAACGACGAUACGCAAACUGCAAUGGGUCCAGUGA
Molecule: messenger RNA, 585 nt
Organism: Clarias gariepinus (North African catfish)
Lineage: Eukaryota; Metazoa; Chordata; Actinopteri; Siluriformes; Clariidae
Product: membrane-spanning 4-domains subfamily A member 12-like
Exons: 6
Coding region: 1-585 (194 amino acids)
Cellular component (GO): membrane
Source: RefSeq, a predicted model, not a curated record